UGACGCGGCAUACUUCUCCAGCUGAUUUGUCGACGCGUGACUCGUCGCGCUCAAGUCCGGUAGAGUCGAUUGUCGCGCUGCUUCCCGGAGAUAUGUCGUGACUCCAUCUCGGCUGUUUUACCAGCGGAAGUGCUAUCAGUCGGCCCCGGCAACGGGCUCGCGCGCAACGUGUACAAUACAUCAGUUUGUUCCCGCUGCACGACGAGGUAACAGAUACGUUAUUCAACGUGACGGUUCUGCUAAUCGGGCUGCUGUCAAACACGGUGUGUCAAGAAGACGACGCCAGUGGACGCCAUGAUGGACGGUAUAUGUGACACUGCCGACAUUUUAAACAGCACACCCCCCAAGAAGACAAUCCAUGCUGAUACCAUAGACCUCUCGGAUAAGUCCUUGCAAGUUGAUAUUUCGGACGCUCUCAGCGAGAAGGAUAAAGUAAAAUUUACUGUACAUACGAAAACUACUCUACCUGAAUUUCAAAAACCAGACAAUCUAGUUGUAAGGCAACAUGAGGAAUUUGUGUGGCUUCAUGAUCGAUUUGAGGAAAAUGAAGAGUAUGCUGGUUACAUUAUUCCACCAUGUCCACCAAGACCAGAUUUUGAUGCGUCACGCGAGAAGUUACAAAAACUCGGUGAGGGUGAAGGAAAUAUGACACGCGAAGAAUUUAAUAAGAUGAAACAAGAAUUAGAAGCAGAAUAUUUAGCUACUUUUAAAAAAACUGUCGCUAUGCACGAGAUGUUCUUGACUAGGUUGGCACAUCAUCCAGUCUUUCGGAAUGAUCAUAAUUUGAGGGUAUUCUUAGAAUAUGAUCAAGAUCUUUGUGUGAGAGGAAAGAAUAGAAUGGAAAUGUUUGGUGGUCUGGUGAAGUCGUUUUCCAAAACUACUGAUGAAUAUUAUUUAUCAGCUACAGUAAAAGAUGUAAAUGAUUUCUUUGAUCAAGAAAUGACAUUCCUUCAAACUUACCAUCAUAAUUUGAAAGAAGCAACAAGACUGGCUGAUCGCCAAACAUCUAAACAUAAAGAUGUAGCGGAUUCGUAUAUAAAGAUUUCCACCAAUCUUCUACAAUUAGCUACAACAGAUAGUGGAAAACUCGAGAGGUUCUUAACUAAAAUUGCCGAGACCUUCGAGAAAUUACGAAAAGUUGAAGGACGAGUGGCAUCAGAUGAAGAUUUAAAAUUAUCAGAUACUCUUCGUUAUUACAUGAGGGACACAGCUGCGGCUAAAAGACUUCUUUUUAGAAGAUUGAAAGCUUUGCAUGAAUAUGAAACUGCGAAUCGCACUCUUGAAAAAGCUCGUGCCAAAAAUAAGGAUGUCCACGCUGCACUGGAGGUUGCUGAGGCGGAACAAGCGCAAACUGAGGCAUGUGAGAAGUAUGAACAAAUGUCUAAGAAAGGAAGAGAAGAACUUUUGGAUUUUAAAACUAGACGAGUUGCUGCGUUUAAGAAGAAUCUCAUCGAAUUAACAGAGUUGGAAAUAAAACAUGCUAAGUCGCAUGCGGAAUUGCUCAAGAAAUGUUUAUCGGUACUUCGAGAAGAGUGAUCUAGUUUUAAUGUUGCCAUGAACAAACCUAUACGCAUACAUUCUGUAUGCAGAUAAUAGUUUAUUUAAGAUUAUAAUAAUAUGGUACUGUAAAAUACUAUAUAUUUUUUGUUAACUAAAUUUAGAUCAUAAAUAGAUCAUAAAUAGAUCAUAAAUUUAUCAUAGAUCUAUCAUGCUUUGGAAAUAAAGUAUUGUACUAAUAGCUGCAAAGUGACUCUGAAAAGAUAUUUACUACCUUUGAGCUGUAAAAAGCUAUGUAGCUGUAAAGGACCACUAUCGGUUUUGCUUAAUAGACAUUAGAUUAAGUACAAUUGCAAUUUUAUAAGAGCUGAAUAAUACAUGUGUUAGGAAAUACAUUUAUAUUAUAAAAAUAAAAACAGAAUUAGAUGUUAUCGAGUCCCUUUGCAGCUUGGAAUUAAGAGCCUGUUAUACUUACAAAAUAAGGUUCUUUAUAUUAUAUAAACAAAUAUAUAUAUGUAUAUACAUAUACAUAUAUGUAUAAAUAAGAAUAUAUCCAUAUGAGUAUGUUAUUAGUACUACUUAAGUUUAGGGCAAUUUUGUGAAGGAAGGAUUGCUAGUAUAAAAGCUCAGGAUGAUUAAAGUUAAUACAAACAAUUAGAUUUUCAUAUAUAAACUUUCCAGGUUUUUAUGGUAUAUUAUUCUGACAAAUAAUUAAUCAUAAUCGCGUUUGCGCUUUAAGAUUACGAAGUAAAAUAAUGCAGCAAUGAUUAAAGGGACCUUGAAACGAUUUAUAAUAAAGUGCAAUUAUACUUUUCAUUGCAGCGUUAUCAAGCAA
Messenger RNA from Linepithema humile (Argentine ant), 2332 nucleotides. It is a transcript of the gene Snx6, whose product is annotated as sorting nexin 6. Lineage: Eukaryota; Metazoa; Arthropoda; Insecta; Hymenoptera; Formicidae. Gene Ontology annotation, biological process: phagosome-lysosome fusion involved in apoptotic cell clearance. Gene Ontology annotation, molecular function: phosphatidylinositol binding. The record is from RefSeq and is a predicted model, not a curated record.